AUGUCUUAUAAUAGGCUUCUCGAACAAGCCCAGACACCAGUGUAUGACGAUUGUCCAGUUUCAGUUUUAAGUGUCAUCAUGUCACAGAUGCAUUUGAAAGUAAAGCACAGAACGAGUAAUGAACAUUAUGGAGACUAUUCAAAGUUUAUCAAAACUUUGCUUCCUCCUGUAAAUAGACUUCUUGAGAGUCAUUAUAAGACAAAAAAGAUCUUGGGCGACCUCGGCCUUGAUUAUGUGAAGAUCCAUGCCUAUAAGAAUAAUUGUGUGCUCUUUUACGGAGAUUACAAGCAUGCUAUUUACUGUCCCAUUUGUAAUGGGUCGAGGUAUGAUGAUGAGGCUUCUUCAGAUAAAGGGAAACUUGUUCCUGUGAAGAUGCUUCGUUAUUUCCCGUUAACUCCAAGAUUGCAGUGUUUGUAUAUGUCAUCAGAGAUGCAGAUCGAGGAGAUGAGAUGGCACGGUCUUCUUAAGGAAGAUGACGGUGUUCUGAGACACCCCUCAGAUGGGGAGGCUUGGAAAUCUUUUGACGCAUCAUUUCCUGAUUUUGCGGAAGACGUUCGAAAUGUAAGGCUCGGACUAGCAACAGACGGGUUCAAUACUAGCGGCAAUAUGACUCUGUCUCAUAGUAUUUGGCCUGUUAUUUUAAUGCUGUACAACUUACAACCGUGGAUGUGUAUGAAGAAGGAAUAUAAUUUUCUGGCAUUGUUAAUUCCAGGUCCCAAUUCUCCGGAAAAGUGUCUAGAUGUGUAUUUGAGACCGUUGAUUAAUGACCUAAAAGAAUUAUGGGAAAAUGGAAUCCCCACUUUUGACAGACAUAGUAAAACUUCAUUUAGGAUGAGAGCAGUCGUGAUGUGA
Messenger RNA from Fragaria vesca subsp. vesca, 852 nucleotides. RefSeq lists its product as uncharacterized. The transcript has a single exon. The coding region runs from base 1 to 852 and encodes 283 amino acids. NCBI's taxonomy places the organism in Eukaryota, Viridiplantae, Streptophyta, Magnoliopsida, Rosales, Rosaceae. The record is from RefSeq and is a predicted model, not a curated record.